Molecule: messenger RNA, 2799 nt
Organism: Pyrus x bretschneideri (Chinese white pear)
Lineage: Eukaryota; Viridiplantae; Streptophyta; Magnoliopsida; Rosales; Rosaceae
Product: cryptochrome-1
Exons: 5
Coding region: 383-2422 (679 amino acids)
Biological process (GO): circadian regulation of gene expression; blue light signaling pathway; entrainment of circadian clock by photoperiod
Cellular component (GO): cytoplasm; nucleus
Molecular function (GO): FAD binding; DNA binding; blue light photoreceptor activity
Source: RefSeq, a predicted model, not a curated record
UCUCUCUCUCUGAAAAGCCUUCUCCUGGCAACUGGCCUAAAAAAAGACUAAAACCCAUCUGCAUGGGGCAGACUUUCACCCAAAAUAUUGGAAAAAAUGAAAUAAGCAAAGAAAAAUAAAAUAUACGUAGAAGAAAAUCACAUCUUUCACUCCUAAAAAAAGAAAUCAACCUUUUUGUUGUUGAUGGGUCGUAAAUCCCAUCCUCAUAAUAUUCAAAAGUAAGAGAAAUAUAGCAAAAAGCAACCCCCUGUUGUGUGCUCCUAGAGAGAGAGAGAGAGAGAGAAGAGAAGGAUGAUAUGUCCAUAUGGUAUAAUAUGUGUUUGAGAUAGAAAAAUAUUGGUUUGCUGGGUUUUGUUUGUUGGUCAAAAAUAUAUUUUUGGAGAUGUCAGGUGGUGGUUGCAGUGUGGUUUGGUUCAGGAGAGAUCUGAGGGUUGAAGAUAACCCAGCUUUGGCAGCUGCAGUGAGAGCAGGAGGUGUGGUUUGUGUCUUCAUCUGGGCUCCUGAGGAGGAAGGCCCUUUUUAUCCUGGAAGGGUUUCAAGAUGGUGGCUAAAACACAGCUUGGCUCAUCUUGAUUCCUCCCUGAAAAAUCUUGGCACUUCUCUCAUCACCAAAAGAUCCAAUGACAGUGUUUCUUCUCUCCUUGAAGUUGUUGUUUCCACUGGUGCCACUCAGCUUUUCUUCAACCACUUAUAUGAUCCUAUAUCACUGGUUAGGGAUCACCGGGCGAAGGAGGUUCUGACUGCUCAAGGUAUAGCUGUGCGCUCCUUUAAUGCGGAUUUGCUCUACGAACCAUGGGAUGUUAAUGAUGUCCAUGAUCGCCCGUUCACAACCUUUGAUGCCUUCUGGGGAAGAUGUCUUAGCAUGCCAUAUGACCCGGAUGCGCCACUUCUCCCCCCUAAGAGAAUUAUUUCAGGUGAUGUAUCAAGGUGCCCUUCUGAUACAUUGGUUUUUGAAGAUGAAUCCGAGAAGGGAAGUAAUGCACUUCUUGCUCGAGCAUGGUCACCUGGGUGGAGUAAUGCUGAUAAGGCUCUGACCACAUUUAUAAAUGGACCCUUACUUGAUUACUCUUAUAACCGCAGAAAGGCUGAUGGUGCUACAACAUCAUUACUUUCUCCCCAUUUGCAUUUUGGGGAGGUGAGUGUGAGAAAAGCAUUUCAUCUUGCUCGCAUGAAGCAGGUUCUUUGGGCCAAUGAAGGCAACAAGGCUGGUGAAGAGAGCGUAAACCUGUUUCUGAAGUCUAUCGGUCUUCGGGAAUAUUCAAGAUACAUUAGUUUCAAUCAUCCUUACAGUCAUGAAAGACCUCUUCUUGGGCACCUAAAGUUCUUUCCCUGGGUUGUAAAUCAGAACUACUUUAAGGCAUGGAGACAAGGUAGAACUGGCUAUCCAUUGGUGGAUGCUGGCAUGAGAGAGUUGUGGGCUACUGGCUGGCUGCAUGAUCGAAUACGAGUAGUAGUUUCUAGUUUCUUCGUAAAGGUUCUGCAACUUCCAUGGAGGUGGGGAAUGAAGUAUUUCUGGGAUACACUUUUAGAUGCUGACCUUGAAAGUGAUGCUCUUGGCUGGCAGUAUAUAUCUGGUACUAUCCCUGAUGGCCGUGAAUUUGACCGCAUAGAUAAUCCCCAGUUUGAGGGGUACAAGUUUGAUCCAAAUGGAGAAUAUGUGCGGAAGUGGCUUCCUGAACUUUCUAGGCUACCAACUGAAUGGAUACACCACCCAUGGAAUGCACCAGAAUCUGUACUCCAAGCAGCUGGAAUUGAAUUAGGAUCGAAUUACCCUCUCCCUAUUGUAGGAAUAGAUGCGGCAAAAACCCGGUUGCAAGAAGCUUUAUCAGAGAUGUGGCAGCACGAAGCUGCUUCAAGAGCUGCUGUUGAAAAUGGGACUGAAGAAGGGCUUGGAGACUCCUCUGAAUCAGUGCCAAUUGCCUUUCCUCAAGACAUACAAAUGGAGGAAAAUAAUGAACCAGCGAGGAACAACCCUCCUGGCACUCGAAGGUAUGAGGAUCAGAUGGUCCCAAGCAUUACUACUUCUUUGGCUAGAGCUGAAGAGGAAGAAACUUCUUUGGAACUUCAAAAUUUAACAGAAGAAACCAGAGCAGAAGUGCCUACAGAUUUAAUUGUGAAUCAGGAACCAAGAAGAGACAUGUUAAACCAAGGGGUUUUUCAGACUACUCAUAACAAUGCUCUUCCGCCACCCAAUGCUGCAGUAGGGAUGCAACAUGCUGUUGAAGAUUCGACUGCAGAAUCUUCCAGUAGCACUAGGCGAGAGAGGGAUGGAGGUGUAGUUCCAGUUUGGUCUCCUUCAAGUUCUAGCUACUCAGAGCAGUUUGGGAGUGAAGACAAUAGCAUUGGAACAAGUUCGUACUUGCAGAGACAUCCUCAGUCUCACCAAAUAAUGAAUUGGAGGCGGCUAUCUCAAACUGGGUGAAACAUAUAGAUGCAAGUAGGAAAACGAAAAGAGUGCUGUGAGGCGUAAUGAUGCACGCCAUCAAAUGCAUUCGGGUAGGGGAACUUGCCGUCCACAUUGAACUUCCGAUCCUUUCUCCGCCACGAGUGCCCUCAACAGCAGCUCUCCUGUGUGAUAUUUUCUAAUUAAUACAGGCAACUAUUAGCUAUCCUAUUUUUUUGGUUCCACCAUAAUGUAGCACUGGUGUAAAGCAAUGUUGUAUUUAUAAAGGAAACAAGUGAAAUAAGAUAUGUAGUCUUUGAACAAGCUCAGGGUUCUCUCUCAUUCUAUUGGCAACAGAUGCUUGUAAGAUAUUAUAUAUAUCCACAUUUACCUCUUCUUGUAGGUUUGAAGUUUUA